AUGAGGCCCGGUAAUACCGCCAAAAGAAUAGCCCUAAGAGGCCUAAAACCAAAUAAAAGCCAUGUGGAACUUGGAGCACAUGGAAACCUCGGUUCCUUCAAUCUACGUAUUCCAUGUGUAGGACGUGGAUGCUCUAUUCCAGUUGCAAAGGCUCUGACUGGCAGUGGAAUCCUCAAAAGCCAAAAUAUGAGCUACUCAAGUACAAGUGAUGCAGACGUCUAUCAAUUUAAAGCUGAAACCCAAAAAUUGCUACAAAUUGUGGCUCACUCUCUCUACACUGACAAGGAGGUCUUUAUCCGUGAACUAAUUAGCAACGCUAGCGAUGCUCUAGAAAAGUUGAGGUUCUUGGAAUCCACCGUAGAAGGUUUGUCUGCAAACAAAGUUGACCACGAUGUUCCAUACAAAAUAAAGAUAACAACCGACGCUGCAACAAAAACUUUUACAAUUGAGGAUACUGGUGUUGGAAUGAGCAAGGAUGAAAUUAUAAAUAAUCUUGGUACAAUUGCAAAAUCUGGUUCACUGGAGUUUUUGGAGGAUCCAUCAUUAAACGCAAAAGAUAAAGCAAACGCCAUAAUUGGGCAGUUCGGUGUAGGAUUCUACAGUUCAUUUGUUGUUUCAAGCAAAGUUGAUGUAUUUACCAGGAGUUAUGAUCCAGAGAAGGGAAAAAUGGGCUAUCAUUGGUCUUCUGAUGGUACUGGAUCAUUCAGCAUUAGGGAAGUGGAGAAUCUACCACGUGGAACCAAAAUUAUCUGUUAUUUGCGUGACGAUUGUGUUGCAUUUAGCAACGCUGGAAAUGUUAAACAGAUUGCGGAAAAAUUCUCGGCGUUCAUCAACUUCCCGUUAUUUGCCCAGGAAGGUGAUAAAGAAGUUGAAAUUACUACGCAAAAACCAUUGUGGGUAGAAAAGAGUGCCACAGAUGAGGAGCAUACCAAAUUUUUCAGAUUUCUAAACAACACAUCAUGGGGAGAACCAAUGUACAAAUUCCUGUUCCAUUCUGAUGCUCCACUAUCCAUAAAAUCUCUAUUUUACAUACCAUCCGAUGCACCAAAUAGAAUGUUCCAAUCGAGCAAUGACGUUGGUGUAUCGCUCUAUUCAAGGAGAGUUUUAAUUAAAAAGUCAGCUGAUAACAUUAUACCAAAAUGGUUGUUUUUUGUCAAGGGUGUAAUUGAUUGUGAAGAUAUGCCUCUUAAUGUUAGCCGUGAAACAAUGCAGAAUAAUCAGCUCAUCAAAAAACUGUCAAACACAAUUGUCUUACGCAUUCUAAAGUUCUUGAACGAUCAGAGCAAGAGCAAUCCAGAAGAAUACAGAAAAUUUUAUGACAAGUACAGCUAUUACAUCAAGGAGGGAGUACUUGAUGAAUGCCACAAAAAUGGGACCCAUAAAGACCAAUUGUUAUCCCUUUUAAGGUUUGAAUCAACUCUUGGUAAUCCCAAUGAGCUUAUAUCUUUGGACGAAUAUUUGACAACAAUGAAGGAAAACCAGAAGAAUAUCUACUACUUUUGUGCAAACAAUAGGGAAACCGCUUUGGCGAGCCCAUACAUGGAGUCUUUUAAGAGGAGAAAUCGCAAUGUACUCUUGAUGUAUGAGGAUAUUGAUGAAUUCGUAUCAAUGAACAUUCAGAACUUUAAGGAUAAAAAGUUUGUUGCGAUUGAUUCCCCUGAGGACGACUUUGAACCGGAACUAGAUGAAGUCCCAGCAGAAAAUGCGUUGGAAGUUUUAACUGAGGACCAAAAGAAAACCCUCUCUGAAUUUGUACAGACGACACUCGGAACAAAAGUUAAUGCGGUCAAGUUCUCAGACAGACUUGUUGACUCUCCUGCAGUAGUUACAGGCUUCUUGUCAUCAGCAUUGAGAAAAGUUAUGAAGGCAACAAUGAAAGGUGCAGCUGAUUCCGCAAACAGUUUGUCUUCACUGCCAUCAACUUUGGAACUCAAUCCCAAGCAUCAAAUAAAUGUAAAAAUAUUCCACCUUAUCGAAAGGAACCCAGAAAUUGCAAAGCUCCUCGUUGGACAACUUUAUGACAAUGCAACAAUCGCCGCCGGAAUAGUCGACGAUCCCAGAAUGAUGCUUGGAAGACUAAACCAGCUCCUUAAUGUAACUGCAGACUAUGCAUACAAUGUAAAACACGAUAAAGAAGAAGAAUAA
Messenger RNA from Theileria equi strain WA, 2145 nucleotides. Its product is annotated as heat shock family protein. Bases 1 to 2145 code for a protein of 714 amino acids. Gene Ontology annotation, molecular function: ATP-dependent protein folding chaperone; ATP binding; ATP hydrolysis activity. The transcript has 11 exons. Gene Ontology annotation, biological process: protein folding. The record is from RefSeq and is a predicted model, not a curated record. Gene Ontology annotation, cellular component: mitochondrial inner membrane. Lineage: Eukaryota; Apicomplexa; Aconoidasida; Piroplasmida; Theileriidae.